This is a messenger RNA of Torulaspora delbrueckii, 1464 nucleotides long. It is a transcript of the gene UBX5, whose product is annotated as DNA protein crosslink repair co-factor UBX5. Gene Ontology annotation, molecular function: ubiquitin binding. The transcript has a single exon. Bases 1 to 1464 code for a protein of 487 amino acids. Gene Ontology annotation, cellular component: nucleus. Lineage: Eukaryota; Fungi; Ascomycota; Saccharomycetes; Saccharomycetales; Saccharomycetaceae. The record is from RefSeq and is a predicted model, not a curated record. Gene Ontology annotation, biological process: proteasome-mediated ubiquitin-dependent protein catabolic process.
AUGUCACAAGAUAAGAUUGACAACUUCAUAGCGAUUACCAGCGCGGAGAAUGGUGACUUGGCUGAACACUUUAUCGAGAUGGCCGGUGGCGACCUGGAGACCGCUAUAGCACUGUUCUUUGAACAUGGCGGUAAUAGACAACUUAGAAAGCAAGAAAGUAGCUCUUCGGCAGUUGGUUCGAACUUGAAUACUCAUGACGAUGGAGAUUUUGCUCAGAGGUUGCAAGAAGAAGCGUACCGCAACGAAGAGGAAUUUGUGAGACCUCCAGAACAGGCAAGACAUGAGACUUUAGCCGACACCCAUGUGUUUCCUGGUACUUAUGGUGGUAUUGGCGGUAGUUUCAACCCUCUGCGUCGCGCUCAUGAUAUGUUUGACGACUCUAGACCCAAUGGUGUCUUCAAUCAGAGGCUCGAUGAAGACAUGGACUCAGACUCAGACACAGAUUCGGAUCGUAUAACAGAGUCCGAUGAUGACGAGUCCUACGAGUAUGUGGAAGAAUCAGUGAUAGAGCUUGAUGAUGAUGGCGAGGUGAGAGAAUACACAAAGAUGGUGAGACGGCCAAAGGCGAUGUCUAAGGAGCAAAGACUGGCUCUUCUUUUCAGACCGCCCUUCGACCUCAUGACCAAGACCAAUUUGGAUAGUGCUAAGGUUAAAGCCAGAAAGAAGAACAAAUGGAUUAUGAUAAACAUUCAAGACGCUGGUAUAUUUCAAUGCCAAGCUCUGAACAGGGAUCUUUGGUCAUCGAAGAAUGUCAAGAGACUGAUAAAGCCAAACUUUGUGUUCUUACAGUACCAAUAUGAAUCACGAAAUGCUCAACAAUACAUCAACUUUUAUGGAUUACAAAACAAAGAUGAUUUACCUCACAUUGCCAUCCUAGAUCCCAUGACAGGGGAACGUCUGAAACAAUGGAAUCGCACAGUUCCGACGCCGGAAAGUUUUAUUGAAGAGGUUAACAAAUUUCUUGGCUCUUUCUCCCUCGAUCCCACAACAGCUAACCCUACAGUCAAGGAACCAACGCCCGAUAUUGACCCAACCACACUUACUGAAGAGCAGCAAAUGGAAUUGGCAAUCCAGCAAUCCCUCGGUAAACCUUCAGAGCCAGCAGCACUUAAUGAACACGAUAACACUGAGCCUGAACACGAAGAAGAGCGAUUCAUUGAGGAUCCAUUUGAUAAAAUAAAACCUAUAAAACACGAAGAGCCCACUAAUCAACCAGGAAUAACAACCAGGAUACAAGUUCGCACAGGUGACGGUAGCAGAAUCGUACGCCGAUUCAAGGUAGACGACACCGUCAGAACCAUUUACGAAGUGAUUAAGAGCGAGAUAGCAACCUACAGUGAAGGUAAGUUCACUUUGAGCAAUCAUCAGAGAGAAAAUCUCAUUGACAAGCUCGAUUUGACGAUCGAGGAGGCAGGUCUUAAGAACAGUUCGCUUCUGCUGGAGAAAAUCGACGAAGAAGACUAA